Messenger RNA from Adineta steineri, 2703 nucleotides. The record is from the annotation of a GenBank genome assembly. NCBI's taxonomy places the organism in Eukaryota, Metazoa, Rotifera, Eurotatoria, Adinetida, Adinetidae.
AUGAGUAAAACGAGAUUACCAUCUCAUAUGGAGCGUACUACAUACCUCGAAAAAACUCCCCUUGUUGAAAUGAAACAGAUCAUAUUGGCACCAAUUCGUUCAAGAGAGCCAAUUUCUAAUCCACAACUGAAUCAAAUUAACAACGGACUAACUAGUAAAACGCUCAUAUUACAUAGAGAGAAAAGUACUAGGGCCAGAAAAUCAAUCAAAUUACCAUCGAUUAUUUCACAAACAUCCACUUCAACAUAUAAAGUACCUAGAACAAAAGAAUCAAUAUCUGACACAAAAUACAAUCAUGAUGUUACUAAACAUAGAUUACCGUUAAUCUUACCGAAACAUCCUACGAACAAAAUAUUAAUCCAUAAGCAAGAUCCACCAGCAAAAUUAAUUACGAAAAAAGAUCCAAUACCAGUUACAUCCGAAAAUUUUACUCAAGCACAAUCACAAAGUGGAGAUUGUACAGUACGAUCACAAGUUCAUUUUGUUUCUCCGUUUAGACUUAUUUGGUUAGAUGCAAAUAUGAUGACGCUUAGUGAAGAUCAUAGCGAUCAAAUUAAUCAACUUCAAGAAGUUGUUGAUCAAAUAAAUAUUUUUAUCGAUUGUCAACGGUGUAUUAAUUUUCUUCAAAAGAAAACAAAUGAAAAAUUAUUUUUAAUUGUAUCAAAUAUUCUAAGCCAAUCAAUGAUACCUCAUAUUCAUGAUUUAUCUCAUCUUCAAAAUAUCUUCAUAUUUACUGAAAUUAUUCCAAAAAAUAAACAAUGGAUAAAAAAUUGGCCAAAGAUUAAAGGUAUUUUUCAUAACAUUGAAAGUAUUCAUCAACAUCUACAGCAAGAAAUUCAACGAUGCCUUAGAGAAUCCAUUGCAAUUAGUAAUUCAAGUAUUAAUUUGGAUCGCAUUGACCCAUCAUUUAUGUAUACACAAUUAUUAAAAGAAAUACUUCUUCAUAUAGAAAAUGAUCAUACAGCUAUGAAAGAAUUAAUUGAAUUCUUUCGAAAAAGUCAUUGUCAUAUACAACAAAGAAUGAAAAUUAUUGAUGAAUUCGAACAAGAUUAUUAUAAACAUACACCUGUUUGGUGGUAUACACGAGGUUGUUUUAUUUAUGAUAUGAUCAAUAGUGCAUUACGAUCACAAGAUGUUAGUGUUAUUAUUCAUACAAGAUUUUUUAUACGAGAUCUUCAUACACAAAUUAAGCAAUUGUAUAAAUUACCAACUGAUACAAUGAUUCUUUAUCGUGGUCAAGGACUUUCAUAUGGUGAUUUCCAACAAAUACGUACAUUAGUAGGUGGUCUUUAUUCAUUUCAUCAAUUUUUAUCAGCUACUUAUGAUCGAGCUGUAGCGUUAUUAUUUGCUGAAAGUUCUCGAGAAGAUCCUAAUUUGAUUGGUAUUCUUUUUCAUAUAAAUAUUGAUCCUGCUGCGAUUGAAUCUCAUUUUUUUGCUUCAUUAGAAAAUGAAAGUUGUUUCAAGAAAGAAAAUGAAUAUUUAUUUACUAUGCAUACUGUUUUUCGAAUUGGUGAAAUAAAACAACUUGAAGAUCGAUUAUGGCAAGUCGAACUUUCAUUGACACGUGAAGAUGAUAAUGAUUUAAGAACACUUACAGAACAAAUUCGAGAAGUAACAUACGGUUCAACAGGAUGGAAUCGACUCGGAAAAUUAUUUUUAAAAAUAGGAAAAUUAGAUAAAGCUGAAGAAAUCUUCAAAAUUCUUAUAAAAAAUUCCUCGGAAGAUAAUUUAGAUGAACUUGCUCAUUAUUAUCAUCUAAUGGGAACAAUUAAAGAAAAUCAAAAUAAUUAUAUCGAAGCACUUGAUUUCUAUCUUAAAACUGCAAAAAUUUAUCAAUCAGCAUCCAAUUCACAUCAUUUCGAUUCCGCUACACUUUACAAUAAAAUUGGUUCAAUAUAUCAACGAAAUAAAGAAUAUUCAAAAGCAUUAGAAUUUCAUCAAAUGGCAAAAGAUGUACAAGAAAAGUCUAAACCUCCCAAUAUCACAGAAUUAGGAAUAACGUAUGGUAAUUUAGCUGUAGUUUAUAAAAAUCUUGGAUCUGGAAUCGAAGCAUUACACUAUUAUGAAGAAGAAUUAAAAAUUCAUAAAAAAUCUGUUCCGUUUAAAUAUAUAGAUUUAGCUAUGACAUAUGAAAAUAUUGCUGAAAUGUAUUACAAUAUGAAAGAAUAUUUAAAAGCAUUAGAUUUAUUUCGAAAAGUAUCUAAUAUUCGACAAUAUUGUCUUCGUCAUGAUAAUACAGAAUUAGCUAUUAGUUAUAAUAAUAUUGGUAAAGUACAUGAAAAAAUGGGAAACGAUUUAAUAGCAAUUACACAAUGUCAACUUGCACGAGAUAUUUUAAGAAAAUCUAUUCCAAUGAAUUAUUCAGAAUUAGCCAAGAUUUGUAAUAGAAUUGCUGAAUUAUAUAGAAAAAUAGAACAACCUUCGAAAGCACUUGAAUUUUAUGAAGAAACAUUAAGAAAUUUAGAUAGAUCUUCUCAUUUCAAUGAAAUCAAUUUAGCAGCUACACAUGAUAAUAUUGGUCAGAUGUAUGAGAAAAUAGAUAGAUUUAAAGAAGCAUUCUUGUCAUAUAGAAAAGCUAUUCAAAUGGAAAAACAAUCAAUGAUAUCAAAUGAAUCUCAACUUCAAUUAUAUCAAAAACAUUUUCACAAUGUUGGCGAAAAGUUAAAAAUGAAUCUAGACAGUUAUAAUCACAAUCAUGUUUAA